This is a messenger RNA of Jaculus jaculus (lesser Egyptian jerboa), 2591 nucleotides long. RefSeq names its product mal, T cell differentiation protein 2 (gene Mal2). Lineage: Eukaryota; Metazoa; Chordata; Mammalia; Rodentia; Dipodidae. The transcript is spliced from 4 exons. Gene Ontology annotation, cellular component: membrane. Gene Ontology annotation, molecular function: structural constituent of myelin sheath. Gene Ontology annotation, biological process: myelination. The record is from RefSeq and is a predicted model, not a curated record. The coding region runs from base 1 to 531 and encodes 176 amino acids.
AUGUCGGCCGGCGGAGCGCCCGUCCCGCCGCCCCCGAACCCUGCCGUCUCGUUCCCGGCGCCCCGGGUCACCCUGCCCGCCGGCCCCGACAUCCUGCGGACCUACUCGGGCGCCUUCGUCUGCUUGGAGAUUCUGUUUGGGGGUCUCGUCUGGAUUUUGGUGGCCUCCUCCAACGUUCCUCUACCUCUGCUCCAAGGAUGGGUCAUGUUUGUGUCCGUGACAGCUUUCUUCUUUUCCCUCCUCUUCCUGGGUGUCUUCCUCUCUAGGAUGGUGACUCAAAUUGAUGCCAACUGGAACUUCCUGGACUUUGCCUACCAUUUUAUAGUGUUUGUCUUCUAUUUUGGAGCCUUCUUGCUAGAAGCAGCGGCCACCUCCCUGCAUGACCUGCAAUGCAACACAACCAUGACAGUGAAACCACUCCUGAAUGACAACCAGUACAACAUCAACGUGGCAGCCACAAUUUUUGCCUUCGUGACGACAGCUUGUUAUGGUUGCAGUUUGGCUCUGGCUUUCCGAAGAUGGCGACCGUAACACUCCUUGAAAACUCAGCUGUGUUUCUACUUUAUAUGUCGGGUCACUUUGGAUACCAUCACAUUCCAUACUUUGCUUAGUAUAGAGAGAAAGCCUAAGUGAAAGUUUUGGUUUAUUUCAGGGGUUGAAUUUUAAUAUUAUUAUGCUGUUAGAGAAAUAAUCGUCCACUUUACAUUUGUCUCUGUCUUCUUUUUGAAGAAAGCUCCCAUGUACUUCAUAGAGUACACAAGACACUAUUCAUGAAGGAAUAGUAUUCCUUUUGUUUGGUAGCAAAGUCACCUGAACCUUACUAGGUAACUAAAACAACAAAUUUCAAACAGCCUUCCCACUAAACUCUAUCCCUUAGUAUAAAACAGGCGUUAGUCCACAUCUUCUUUGUGUCAAAUGGGACACGUACAGCCUAGUUCUGCUGUGGUAGUAUGGAAGCAGUAAUAGACAACAAUUAAAUAGUAUGGCUAUAUGCUAAUAAAGCUUUAUUCACAAAAAAAGGUAUUAAAACUGGAUUUGGCCCACAAGCUGCAAUUUGUCAAUGAUUGCCAGGAAACCUUUAGUUAGGUAUUUUGCAUUUUAUUGAACCAAUCAUAAAAGUUUAUAAGUGUCACUAGACAAAGCACAUAGUAUAUUUAGUCUCAUUAUCCAAUAAUCACAUUCCUUUUUGUUCAUGUUCAAAUACUUACCCUUUUAAGGGCAUCUUGUUUCUCAAAAUAACUCCAUAACUCCAUCAAAGCCUUGGGUAUGAGGAAAAGUAAUGAAUGAAGUCAACCCUAUUUGCUUAAACGAACUAUUGGUCUCCUGACAGCUGAGCAAGACUCUCACCAGAGUUACCCCAGAGACAGUCAUUACUGGAACUGGUAUCUAUGUAUGUCUUACUUUGGUUUAUUUAUGUUUCAGAAUAUGGUUGUUUGCCCUGUGCAUGAGUAUAUAAAUAUUUAUGUAUGUAAAGCUUUUCCAAAUAUCUUUAUGAAGUUGUUUUUUUUUUUUUUUACUUUCUGUUUUUGCAUUAUUUUGGGAGUCAGAUUUAAGUAGAAUAUUAUGGAUCACAUAGAGAUACGGAUUCUCACAUUUUGAUCAUAGCCCAAAUGUCGAUGUUGUUACUGCAUUAGUGACUGACACACCAAGUCAGCUUUUAGACAGUUAUUACCACAAAAGCUGCCUCUGGCUAAAUAGUACAGGACACUGUAGAGACUGUGGCUAUGGCAAGUUACCAAACGGCUUGAAUGGGAGAACCAGUUAGAGGUAGGCAAUAAUUCUCUCUAUGUUCUCCAUACAAAGUACUUGCCUGUUGCUUUAACAGAACUAGGCUCUGGAAAGGGGGUGGGUCUUGGGAUCGCUUUAUUCUUUCAGCUCAUUGCCGCCUAGCUGAAUCAUCACCUAGGAGCGCUGUGAGAGAGUUGGAGUGUCAGAAUUCAUGGAGCAUAGGCACACCAUGAAUAAGUGGCAUGAUCAAAGCCUGGUGAUCAGAUCUGCUCACCUGACACUCCCUAGAAGAAGAAACUUGUUAGAGCUCUGAAAUACACUUCUAAUGACGAGAGACGUGUCUGAAUAUGAGACUUGAGGAAAUCAGUCUGGUGACUUUAUACUCACAUCAUACCUUUUCUAAACCUGUAUUAUGAAUUAUAUAUAUUUUAAAGUCAUAAAUGUGCCAUAAAGAUGUAUUAUGCAUUCUACUCAGAAUCACUAAAAGAUAGUAUUCUAGAAUUUAGUUGUAAGGUUUUAUUUUUUCCAAAGAUGUAACCGGCCAUGUUUUGUGGCACCAAAGUAAAUGAUUUCUUCAAAGUGUGUUGGUGGCACUUUUGUAAAGGGACUGCUUCUCGAUCAUUAAGAACUAAACCUAACGCUCACUAACUGUGAAUACCUACAUUUUAGAUUUAUUGCAUUCUAGAUUUGUGAGUUGAGUGGCAAAGCACUUGAACAAAACCUAUGGCAUUUAAGAAUUUCUUUACACAUCUUAGCUGUAAAAAUGAGAAAGUGUUUGUUGGUUUUAAAAAUCUGAUAACUCCAUGAUGAAAAGAAAUUUAUUUUAUAAGUGUUAUGACUCUAAUAAAGUAUUCAUUUGAUAA